Messenger RNA from Lepidothrix coronata (blue-crowned manakin), 835 nucleotides. It is a transcript of the gene TMUB2, whose product is annotated as transmembrane and ubiquitin like domain containing 2. NCBI's taxonomy places the organism in Eukaryota, Metazoa, Chordata, Aves, Passeriformes, Pipridae. Bases 44 to 544 code for a protein of 166 amino acids. The transcript is spliced from 2 exons. Gene Ontology annotation, molecular function: protein binding. The record is from RefSeq and is a predicted model, not a curated record.
CGGCCUGGAGCAGCUGCUGGACGUCCAGAGCUUGUCCCAAGGGAUGGCUGAGCCCCGCGCCCCCGGGGAGGGGGAUCUGUGCCCCGGACUCAUCAAGAUCCGCCUCAAGUUCCUCAACGACACCGAGGAGGUGGCGAUGGCCCGGCCUGAGGACACCGUGGGGGUCCUCAAGAGUAAAUACUUUGCGGGCCAGGAGAGCCAGAUGAAGCUCAUCUACCGCGGGCAGCUGCUGCAGGACCAGGCGCGGACACUGCGCUCGCUCCGCAUCACGGACAACUGUGUCAUCCACUGCCACCGCUCCCGGGGAGCCACCACGGCCACCCCCGCCCUGCCCGACCCUGUCCCCGCCGGCCCUGCGGCCCCGGGGCUGCCCCUGGGCGGGGGGACCCUCAUGGUCCCCACCGUCAUGGUGGUGCUGGCGCUCGGGUGGUAUUUCCGCGUCAACUACCGGCAGCUCUUCACCACCCCGGCCACCGUGUCCCUCAUCGGGGUCACCGUCCUGGUCACCUUCCUGGCCUUCGGGGUGUAUGGACAGUCUGGAUGAGUUGGGAAGGAGCUGGGGAGGCACCCCAGUGUCCCUGUCCCCACUGUCCCCGUCCCUGUGGCAUUACAGUGACCAGAGCCAGCACGGCAGGGGCUCUUUGGCCCAGUCUCGCUGCCAGAUUUUAUCCCCCCAAAAAGGGGCUGUGCCCCCCCCCCUCAGAACUCCAUUCAUCCCAUUCCCAGUCCCAGCUCUGGGGGAGUGGGACAGCACUGGAAUGGGCUGUGGCUUCUUCCCAAGGUCUUUUUAAAGCAAAUAAAAGGGUGUUAAGUCACCCCAGCGCUCACCUUCCCA